UCACAGAUGUGAAAUCUAUUUUUAACCUGUGCUUUUCAACCUGAUGCUCAUUUGAUCUUUUGUGCAUCCUCCCUGUGCAGAAAAUGGUUGUCUUUACUGCUCCUACACUGCUGGUGUUGGUGACUUUGAGUCUGUUGUCUGCUGAAGAAACAGAUUACUUGACGGUCCGUUACCCUCAAAUGACCAUCGAACCUCCAAGAGGAUCCUCAGCCAAACUAUCUUGUGAGGCAAAUUAUGACUUUGAAAAGUGUGGAGUGGUACAUGUGGUGUGGCAUAGGUUUCAAGAGAAUACUGAAACAAGCAGUGAGCUGACUGAUCCUGACCAGUACCUAACCACAGUCAACGAGACGAUCAGUGAUGACAAAAGUAGGCGCAGACAAGUUGUGACAGAGAUUAUGAGUGUGGCCAAAAGCGAUAGUGGUCGAUAUCAGUGCAAAGCUUCAUGUGAGACUGGAGAGCAAGCAAUGGGACAUUUCAUUACCAUCAAGGUCAAAAGUAGACCAUAUUCCUGAGCUGCUUCUUUUCCAAAAUGACAAGAUAAAAUGAUCAUGAGUCAAAGUAUACUCCUCCGAAACAUAAUCUUUUGUCUUAAGUUAUCCAAUUAGAUCAAACUAUGUUUCUGUGCAGAUUAACCUUUUUUCUGUUGUACUCCAUGACUGUUUCUGUCAGUGUUAUUUUAUGAAUCUUCCCAACCUUUAACAUGCUUUUGUGUGUACGUGAAACCAGAAGUCAUUAAAAACAUUUGGUCAAAACAAUCAUGUUGAACUAAAGAAAGAUACAUUGUGUUUUAUUGAAGAGCUCCAGUCAUUUAUGUGAAAUUUAUGCUUAAGUAUUUGUGAUUGUUUUCUAUUGCAAAGCAAAUAAAAUAUGCUUGUUGGUCAGUUUUCUGAGAUUUUUUGACAGUUGCGUGGUUACAGUCUUUGACUCACUCCUGGUUGCCGGUAUAUAAGGAAAGUAAGUACUUACAGACUGAGCACAAGUCUGUGGAGUGGAAGAAAAAUCAAGCAAUUUUUUUUUUUUUUAGGAAUUUUAAACGAAAACAGUAACAUGCAAUAAUAUAUCUUAUAACCAAAUCUCAGUCCUGUCCGACCUGGUUGGGAAAAUCCUUCUGGGUGGGAUUGUCAGGUUUCUGUAGACUGAAAAACAUCUCACUAAUUAAAAUUUUAAAAAGUCAACUUAUCCCCAUAGAAACACUUGAGAUGUUUUCAUUAAAAAAUAGAUCUAAUUAUUCCACUGAAUAACUCCAUCAAUCAUCAAUAUUUAAAGUUUUAAAGAAUUUCCAAAAUGAGCAAAAUAAGAUCAAAUGAUUACUUGGAAAUGUAUCAGCAGGGAUAGUGUCAAGUUUUUUUUUUUUUGUCCAUAACAAAAGGCACGGUCAUGAGGAUGCUGAAUGUGUUGAAUAAGAUUUUAAAGGAAAGUGGACAAAAGUAGGUCAUAACAUCCUGUCUCCAUGAUAUAAAUACAUGAUUCAAUAAAGAAAAUGAUUUCUCUAAGCCAUUCUGCUCAAUUAAAUAUUAUUUAAGUGAGCGGAGGUUUGAUAAUCUUUGUAAGUCAGAAAAUGGCUACAGGGAAAUACAGUCAGGAAACUGAAACUGUGACAAACAGUACUGGAUGAGAAUCCAACAUAAUUGUGAAUAAGAGAGCCUAAAAUGGACCACUGUUACUCAAAAAAAAUUUUAAAAACGCUGCAACAUUUUAAAAACAUUUUUAUGAGUCAAUCUAUGCUGUUUGUCUUUGACAGUAGAGAAAAUCUUUUUCAAAACAGAAAUACGUUUUAAACUGUCUUCCCUUUCAGCACAUUUAAAGUGCAUUUACUGUAAUUCUGCACUUCUUCCAAGAACAUACCUGCGCAUUUGGUAUUCACACAUUGUUCUCUCGUUUAUUGAGCAAUGCGAUUGUGGAAGGCCUGUGAGGCAAACCACUAACAGGAAACUGCCUUGCCUGCUGGGUAUUGCUGUUGAGUCCUUUUGAAAGUGUAAUCCACAGAGAUUAUGCUAUGUGUCCUUGCACUGAGCAUGCAAACUGUUUUUAAAAGCUAUUUUCAAAGUGUUAAGGAACUUUCAGAAAUUAAUAUUUCAGACAAAAUAUGUUUGCAAAAACUGUGGUGGGUCAUCUCCACAAAAGGUUCUGUGGUUUGAGUCAAGCAUUUCAGGAUGUGGAUGCACAUUGUACUUAUGACUUCAAACCAGCAUCUAUUGACACUAGUUGUGAAGGAGAGCUGCAAGUUGGGAAAGGAGAUGAAGUUACCAUUACACUACCUCACAUUCCAGGCUCCACGCCUCCUAUGACAGUAUUUAAGGGAAACAAGCGACCAUAUCAGAAGGACUGUGUUCUCAUCAUUAACCAUGACACGGGUGAAUUUGUCCUGGAGAAGCUCAGCAGCAGCAUCCAGGUGAAGAAAACAAGGGCAGAGGGGAGCAGUAAGAUCCAGGCCCGAAUUGAGCAGCAGUCAGUUCGCUCCAGCCAGCCUAGCUCUCAGUUCCGGGCCCCAACCAAACCCGGAACUGGGAUCAAAACCUCGCCCUCCCAAACUAAGGACAACCCGUCUCCUGAGCCGCAGCUCGAUGACAUCAAGAGAGAGCUGAGAGCGGAGGUGGAGGUUAUAGAGCAGAUGAGCAGCAGCGGCAGCAGCAGCUCCUCGGACUCAGCCAGCGCCUCGGGGAGCGGCGACGACAGCAGCAGCAGUGACGGCGAGAAUGACGCACCGCGGCCGCUCAGCCAGACCUCCCCCAGCCGCCUCCCUGUGGUCAACGGAGGAGUCGACCGGCAGCAGGGCAACAACCAGCUCAUGAACACACUCCGAAACGAUCUUCAGCUCAGCGAGUCGGGCAGCGACAGCGACGAUGACUGAACUCUCUGGGUCAGCCUCUACUCCUUCACACUCCUCCUCACCUUCCUCUUUUCUGCCUGAUUCAUUUGUUUCUUUGCUGUGAUAUCUGACUCCAUCCUUAUGUUGUAGUAUAACUGUUUAUAAGUUUUAUUUUAGUAUUUCCUUAGAUGGCCACCCAGACACAUUAGGAGUUUAUUUUUAUUAGAUGUAUAUUUUGUUUUGGAAGAGUUUUACUUGAGAGUGACAGAAGAUUAUAUCUAGAGCAUUCAUGCAUAUUUUAAGUACUAAAAGAAGCUAGUUUUAUCACCCAAAUACUUCUAUUUUUAUUAUUAAGUUUUGUUUUUAUAUUAAAAUUAGCAAGAUAAAGAUUUCAGUCGGAACCACCCUCAUGUUCCUCCCCGUAUGUCAGACAAAGCUGUGGACAUCCUCUCUUUAUGUUAUUGUUAUUAGCACUUCUUUCGGCACUAAUCAAACUUACAUUCAUAUGCAUUUUCUUUCUUUAAAUACUAAAAGAUUAUCUGCAAAAAGUGUAUAAAUAACCUUUUAGUUAUUUCACAUUUGAUUCUUUGGUGGCUAUUUGGCUCUACAGAAAACAAGAGAAAAUGAAUUUUACCUGCCCUAUUUUUUAAAAAGAGAUUCUAAUGACUUUUCAUUAAUAAUAUAGAAAGCGAGGAUGUUUACAGUUGGUAUAAAAGUAAAAACAAGUUCCUUAUUAUAAUAGAGGAACAACAUCUUGGAUGAUGUUCUUUUCCCCCGCCACUAGAUGGCAGAUGAGAUUCAAUAGUAAAACAGAAACCUAGUCAAUGAAAGACGUGCAUUGAGUGGGUUUAUUUGUAACACCAAAAAACGGGUUCUUCCAGACUUGGUUUGGUUUCUCUGGAAGAUAAUGUUGUGAUUUGUUUGUGUUGGACCUUCGUUUACCCUAACUGUUACUCAUUGUGUUCAUCUUUCUCUGAAAUAGCAACAGAUGUAGAUUAGAAAAUGAAUAAAGUCAACCAUUGUGUAUUUGAAACUGGAUAACCCAAAAAAAAAUCAAAGAGAAAAAGGUUACAGUUUUCAGUUUUGUUGCAGCUCUUUUAUUGAUUGCAGAGUGUUACUGAGCCAUGUGUGUGUGUGUGUGUGUGUGUGUACUGUGUCUACCCUACAGCUUAGACACAUGUCCAUGUUCUCAUUAAUGUUUGAUUUUUAUGUUAUUUUUGCUCUUAAUGUCAGGAACUUGAAGCAUCAUCUCUGUGUUUCAGAGAUUUGACAUUAUUAUUCAGCCCUCCCGAGCCAAUUAUUGAGGCAGUUAUUUAAAACUAAAUAAAGGCUCUACAUUAUAGGAGACUUGGAACCAAAAAAAGUUUAUAAGACAACUUUUAUUUGUUUCAGACACGUGUUGUUGGUUUGACCUAGAAAUAUACCAGGCCACAGGACCUUUAGAUGCUUUACAGAAUUUUAGUUUAGUAUAAAAAGUAAAUGUGUUAUACUCCGAAAAUGCCAAAGAAUAGAACUCGCCUAGAGAAAGACAUUCAGGAUUGUUGAUUGUGUUCAGUUUAUAGUUUUACAGUCUUUCUGUGCAAACAGCAUAAUUGGUUAGUUUGGGGGGGGUUUAACCAACAAAGUAACCUCCUAGUUACUCCUAAUUUUUGCAGGGUUUUUUUUGCAAAAACUGCAAACAUUUUUGUUUGGUAUUAUUAUUUAGAGUUACUAAUGAAGAAGAGUCACAGUAUUAAAAUAACUAGGCCUAAACAUAAAAUAGUUUUUGUAAAAGAUGUCCUAGAGAAAAUAACUAUUAUUAUUGCAGAGUGUCUCAUAAUUACAUUUGGGAAUUUGUAAAAAGUUUUAGAUCACAUUUAAAAUUACUUUGCAUACAAAAUAGACUAUUUUACUCUUGUCAAAAACUGAUUUUAUUCUUUUCUUGAUGAACACAAUGAAUGCUCCAUUGCUCCAGUUCUGACCUGUAUUAUUGCGAGCAAUACAGCAUCCAGACAUGCGCUCCCGGCCUGUAACCAGCAGACUAGAGAAGUACAGCUAACAGAAGUUUGAGUGAAUAUACUUUUACAUAAUUAAGGUUCAUAAUGUCAGAUUUUAUCACUCUCUUUUUUUUUUUACUGUUUCAUGAAACAGUUUAUCUACAUCAGUUGCAGAAUCAUUACAAAUGCAUGCUGUAGCAGUAAAUAAUAAAUUAGGAUCUUCCUUUUUAUUUAAAAGAAGCUGGAAAGUGUGUCUUGCUAGAGGUGAUCAUAAAUUUCAUAAUCAUAAAUAUGUUGAGCUCAUUCUAGUUGUGAGCUGGAAAAUGAGAGGCUUAGCUAUUUGUUUUGGUGCUCAGUACUAUACGCAAUACAAGCCUAUAACUAUAUGUUUCUCUCCAUUUUAUGCAUGAAAACACAAAAGGAACAUGUUUACAGCUCUAUGCAGAAUGUAGACUGGAAAUAAUGACUUCCAGGUUAAACGGACAUUCUUCCGUUUUCCACCACGGACUUAAAAAAUCCAACUUUGGAUGCAAAAAAGAAUGCAAAUAAUCUACCUGGCUAAAUUAACUAAACAAACUAGAUUGUCAACUUUCUAAUAUCCAAGGAAAUGUUAGUGUUGCUUAGUUUAUUUUUAGGCAUCUGAUAAAUGAAUAAGGCUCAAUUGUUGAUUUAAUAAACUCCAAAAAGAAACUAACACAUUUUUUUUAUUUUGUUUUCCAUAGAAACUGUAAAAGUCUUGCAAAAGUGUGCAGUUGUUUUACUUACUGUGUUGUAUUUGUUAUUUUAGCUUUGUGUGUCUUAGAAAUGUGUUUAUGUGAAAUUUGGAUUGUAUUAAGUUUGCAAUUUUCAGUAAAAUAGUUUCCCACAUUGA
Gambusia affinis (western mosquitofish) is the source of this 5656-nucleotide messenger RNA. It is a transcript of the gene eaf1, whose product is annotated as ELL associated factor 1. The transcript is spliced from 8 exons. Gene Ontology annotation, cellular component: super elongation complex. Gene Ontology annotation, molecular function: transcription elongation factor activity. The coding region runs from base 2087 to 2851 and encodes 254 amino acids. The record is from RefSeq and is a predicted model, not a curated record. Gene Ontology annotation, biological process: positive regulation of DNA-templated transcription; regulation of transcription elongation by RNA polymerase II. Lineage: Eukaryota; Metazoa; Chordata; Actinopteri; Cyprinodontiformes; Poeciliidae.